This is a messenger RNA of Gongylonema pulchrum, 162 nucleotides long. NCBI's taxonomy places the organism in Eukaryota, Metazoa, Nematoda, Chromadorea, Rhabditida, Gongylonematidae. The record is from the annotation of a GenBank genome assembly.
AAUACAGUUGCACGUCGAAGUAGCGGUGCCGAUGAUGAUGCAAGCAAUGCAACAAUUGUACUGUCGAAUGUUUCGGAGCAAUAUUCACUCACAAAUGAACCGGCACUAUGGCCAGCGGUCUUCUCACUUGCCCAUAAUUUCUCCGUAAACAGCCAGCAUUGA